UUCAAACCAUAAACAAACCCUAAUUUCACAAUUUCCAUCAUUUGAUUUGUUUCAUCAAAAUUCAAUCCAUCAUUACCCACAACCCUACACUCAAGUUAAUCGCACAAACUCGAUAAAGUUGAUUAUCAGAUAAUCUUUUUCAGUUUUUGUUCUCAAGUCAACAUCUACAUGCUCAAUUACUAACCGCUCACUCUAUAGCUCAAAUUAUCCCUAAUCUAUGCUGAUGAACCUACUUGUUCUGAUUAAUCUAUGUCUCCAUCUGCAGUGGUGUGCUUCAUAGCCCCACCACCGGUUUCUAACCCACUUCGUAAGUUGGUUAAUUAUCGGCGAUUUUUAACCGGCCUUGGUUUUUGUACCUUUAAGUUGAGAGAAAAAAAGAUUGUUUGUGGGAAUUCUUUCUGGGUUUGUAAGAGGAUGGCUGCAGGGAGUGAUGAACAUGUUGCUCCUGCAGUUUCUGCUUUGGAACAGGAAGCUUUGAUUGAAAAUGGUGGUGUGGCAUUUCAUCAAACACUUGGUGGGCUGCACGCUGUUGUUAAUCUUCUGAGUAAAUGGAUUGUUGCUGUAACUUUCGGUGGACUUCUUUUGUUGAGGCACGAUGCUCUUGCAUUAUGGGCUGCAAUGGGGUCCGUUAUAAACAUGGUGCUAUCAGUCACUUUAAAGAAGAUUUUGAAGCAAGAACGGCCUGAUUCUAGAUUGAGUUCAGGCCAUGGGAUGCCAUCUUCUCAUGCUCAAGCCAUCUUUUAUGCUGUUUUAUUUGUUAUCCAUUCAGUCUUCAAAUGGCAAGGAUCCGGUGGAGUUGCAGCUAUCCUUAGCUUGUUUGUUGUAGCGAUUGGCUCUUAUUUUUCAUGGCUACGAGUGUUACAACGUUAUCACACGACACUCCAAGUCGUCGUGGGAGCAAUCGUGGGGUCUGUUUUUGCAGUCUUAUGGUUUUGGGCAUGGGAAGCGGCUGUUCAUAGAGCAUUUGAUUCAAGUCUGCUAGUUCGAAUCCUUGUUACUAUUGGAGCUGCAGGUUUCACUUUAGGAUUUAUUUCACAUGUUAUUCAACAUUGGUUGAAAGGUGAAGAUUAAUGGGCUUCUACAAUUUAUUGGUAGGUUGAAAUGAUCCAAAGAUUGUACUGUUACUUUCACAUUUAUUUGUUAACUAGAUGGAAGUCCCUGCCGCGAUGCGGCCGGGGGCUUACAAAAUAAGACAUGACCAAAAACGCGUUAUGACUUGGGGCGUAAAACUAUGCCAAGUAGCACCAAUGCCACACCA
Molecule: messenger RNA, 1258 nt
Organism: Helianthus annuus (common sunflower)
Lineage: Eukaryota; Viridiplantae; Streptophyta; Magnoliopsida; Asterales; Asteraceae
Product: lipid phosphate phosphatase epsilon 1, chloroplastic
Exons: 4
Coding region: 250-1071 (273 amino acids)
Biological process (GO): lipid biosynthetic process; protein N-linked glycosylation
Cellular component (GO): endoplasmic reticulum membrane; intracellular membrane-bounded organelle
Molecular function (GO): dolichyldiphosphatase activity
Source: RefSeq, a predicted model, not a curated record